Messenger RNA from Elaeis guineensis (African oil palm), 3511 nucleotides. The record is from RefSeq and is a predicted model, not a curated record. NCBI's taxonomy places the organism in Eukaryota, Viridiplantae, Streptophyta, Magnoliopsida, Arecales, Arecaceae.
CUCCACGCUAACAACUUCACAGGGAUAAUUCCACCACAGAUCGGCUCUCUGACAAAGCUCAACUCCUUGAAUCUUAGUGAGAAUCAGAUAAGUGGUUCCAUCCCUCCUUGGCUAAGUAAUAUGACAAGGCUUAACUUUUUAUACCUAUACCAAAAUCUUCUUUCAGGUACUAUCCCUCAGGAAUUAGAAAGACUGGUGAAUUUGUUGGAUUUGAGAAUCUCGUACAAUCAGCUAACAGGUUCCAUCCCCGCCAGCUUAGGAAGUUUAACCAAGCUUGAAAUUUUGUACCUUUAUGAAAAUCAGAUCUCUGGAUCAAUUCCUCAUGAAAUACAAAAUUUGGUGAGCUUGAGAGAUUUGCAAAUCUAUACUAACUUUUUAGAUGGUUCAAUCCCUGCUAGCAUAGGAAAUUUAACCAAGCUUAACAUUUUGAACCUUUGGGAUAAUAAUCUCUCUGGCUCCAUUCCUCCUGAAAUAGGAAAUCUUGUAGAGUUAACUGAGCUGUCACUCUCAACAAACAAUUUAAUAGGUUCAAUCCCCACCAGCUUAGGAAAUUUAACCAAGCUUAAGACUUUGUACCUUUGGGAUAAUCAUCUCUCUGGCUCCAUUCCUCCUGAAAUAGGUAAUCUAGUGAAGCUAACCAACCUAUUACUCUCAAACAAUGGUUUAACAGGUUCCAUCCCCACUACCUUAGGAAAUUUAACUAAGCUUGACAUUAUGUUACUUUGGGAUAAUCAUCUCUCUGAUUCCAUUCCUCAUGAAAUAGAAAAUCUAGUGAGCUUGACAAAAUUGGACAUGAGUAUCAACCAUUUAGAUGGUUCAAUCCCUGCUAGUAUAGAAAAUUUAACCAAACUUGAACUUUUACACCUUUGUGGUAAUCAGAUCUCUGGACCAAUUCCUCAUGAAUUAGGAAAUCUCAGGAAGCUUAAUAGUUUAUUACUACAGGUUAACCAAAUCUCUGGCUCAAUCCCUCCAUCUUUUGGAAGCUUAACCAGCCUUACUGUUUUGCACUUAUUUGACAAUCAACUAUCUGGCUCUUUGCCUCAGGAAUUUAACAAUAUUACAAAUUUGGAAAGCCUCCAAUUGAUGAACAAUAAUUUUUCUGGCCAUUUACCCCAUGACAUAUGCAAAGGAGGAGUUUUAUAUUAUCUUGUUUUGAGCAACAACCAUUUUGAAGGUCCGAUUCCCAAAAGCUUGAAAAACUGUACAAGCCUCGGUACAGUCCGACUUCAACAGAACCAACUAUCUGGAGAUAUAUCUGAAAAUCUUGGAGUGUAUCCACAUUUGUGGUAUAUUGAUUUAAGCUUCAACAAACUGUCUGGUAUGCUCUCAUCAAAUUGGGGAGAAUGUCAUAAUUUGUCGCUCUUAAGAAUCUCAAGCAACAAUGUUACAGGAAUCAUACCACCAGAACUCGGAAAGUUAACUCAACUAUGUGUGCUUGACCUUUCCUCGAACCAUCUAUCAGGAGAGAUUCCAAAGAAUUUGAGCAAGUUAUCUAAUUUAUUUAACUUGAGUUUGAGCAACAACCAACUUGUUGGAGAGAUAUAUCCAGAAUUUGGAGAACUAUCUGACUUGGAAACUCUUGAUCUAUCAGCAAACAGACUAAGAGGAAGGGUACCAGAACAAUUAGGUAAUUGCAUCAAACUUCGCUUGCUGAAGCUUGGAAACAAUCAUUUAAAUGGAAGCAUUCCUUUUCAAAUUGGAAAUCUAGUAUAUCUGGAUGACUUGCUAGAUCUAAGCCACAACUCAUUUACUGGAGAGAUACCGUCACAAUUUGGCAAACUGGAUAGGCUACAAGUUCUGAAUCUAUCACACAAUGACAUGACUGGCCAUGUUCCAUCUUCUUUGCGUUAUAUGAUAAGCUUGUCAUCUAUAGACUUAUCAUACAAUGAAUUAGACGGUCCACUUCCCAAUAGCAGAAUUUUUCAGAAUGCUCCAGUAGAGUGGUUCAGCCACAAUAAGGGCUUGUGUGGUGCAAUUAAAGGUUUACCUUCAUGUGGCUUAUAUACAACAAGCAAAGAUGAUUCAAAUAAGCACCACAAACUUUUGUUGUUAACUAUCGUUUCUUCUUUGGGAACCUUAUUUCUCUUAAUUCUAUUUGUCGUAUUUGCUUUGCUAAUUCCAAGAAGGAAGAAAUAUGCAAGACAUGAUGCAAAUAUUGAAGAAGGUGGAUUCUCAAUUUGGAACUUCAAUGGAGAAGACGCAUACAAUGACAUCAUUCAAGCAACAGAGGAUUUUGAUGACAAGUACAACAUUGGCAUGGGAGCAUAUUCUAGUGUUUACAAAGCACUGCUGCCAAGCGGCAAGUUGGUGGCUGUGAAAAAAUUUCAUCCACUAGAAAUUGAAAACUCACCAAGCAAGCAAACUUUUUGGAGCGAGGUACAAGCAUUAACUCACAUCCAACACCGAAAUAUUGUGAAGCUCUAUGGUUUUUGCUCCAAUGCUCAAAAUAAGUUUCUUAUUUAUGAAUAUAUGGAGAGAGGAAGUUUGGCAAAUAUUCUUCAAGGGAAAGAUGCCAUUGAAUUUGAUUGGUUUAAGAGAGUGGAUGUUGUAAAACAUAUUGCUUAUGCUUUGUCAUACAUGCACCAUGAUUGCACUCCACCAUUAGUACAUCGAGACAUAACAAGUAAUAAUAUUCUACUUGACUCAGAAUACAAAGCUUGUAUUUCAGAUUUUGGUAUUGUUAGACCUCUAAACCCUGAUUCAUCUAAUUGGAGUAUGAUUGCGGGCACACGAGGAUAUUUGGCACCAGAGCUUGCAUAUACAAUGAAGGUUACUGAGAAAUGUGAUAUAUAUAGUUUUGGAGUGAUAGUACUUGAGAUUGUAAUGGGAAAGCAUCCAGGAAAAUUCAUCUACACUUUAUCUUCUUCAGUACGUGAAAACAUAUUUCUAAAAGAUAUGUUAGAUCUGCGACUAUCACCUCCUGCAACUCAAAUUGCAAAUGAGUUAGUUGAAAUAGUUAUGAUAGCAUUUCGAUGUUUGGAUAACAAUCCGUAUUCUCGUCCGACAAUGCAAAAUGUAUCUCAACAGUUAUCUAUGAUCAAGGCACAACUAAACUCCCAACAUCUGGACACAAUUAAGUUGUGUCACCUAAUCCAUGUCAAGAAUGAGAACGCCUGUUGAAAAUAUUCUCGUAGAAGGCGACAACGGUAAGGAAACACAGAGUUGGGAGCAAUCGAUAUUUGCAAGACAAGAAAGUGCAAUAUAUUCAGUCAAAAGAAAACAAUCAUUGCAAGCUCGAUACGUAUAUGGUUUUAUAUUCUUUCUAACAAACUUAUUGGCUUGGUUUGUUCGUGACUAUGGGCACAAAUUUCUCCAUAUUCUUCAUUAUAUCAGUAUGUGGAAUUGAUGGUGGUGAGUGUUUUGAUGCUGCAGGCAUGCUUCGUAUAAGCUUGUGAUGCUUCAUAUCCUUGAAUAAAUACAAUCCAGUUUUUCUUUUUUUUCUAGCUAAAUUCUUGUAUAUAGCUAGUCAUUAUCAUUAUUAUCAGAAUAUUACAUAAUAAUUUCAAAUAAA